This is a messenger RNA of Heterobilharzia americana, 5427 nucleotides long. Lineage: Eukaryota; Metazoa; Platyhelminthes; Trematoda; Strigeidida; Schistosomatidae. The record is from the annotation of a GenBank genome assembly.
GUGAAAACAGAUCGUCUCGUAACUCAGCGGGUUGUUCAGUUUUUAUGUUUGUCGGUUAGUCAUGACAUGGUUUAUUUUUCUCUUUUUCUGCUGACAUUUAUGGGAAAUAUAACCUAGUGAAACAUUAUCAUAUCAAAGUGGGGUGGAUUUUGCAAUAUGGAUAUAUUAUUAUCGAUUACAAUUGAGAAGACUCCAUUCGGAUUUGGAUUCUCGUUAAAGGAUGAAGGUGAACCGUACGAUUCUACAGCACUUGUAAAUAAAGUUGCACGUGGUAGUUCAGCAGAAGCAUCUGGCUUACGAAAAGGCGACAGAAUUGUUACAAUCAAUCGAAAACCUGUAAAGUCGAUGACUUUCCUGGAAGUUUCCAAUUUCCUUCGAAGUAACAGUGAUCAAAGUAUUGAACUGACAAUAUUGCACAGAACCCAAAAUCGUGAUAGUAGAGAUAGUGAACUAUCGGACUAUAAAAUACUUACUUCAUCAAAUACAGUUAAUGGUACUGAAAGAGUUUCCUUAGACGACUCAAUCUGUUCGUCUACACGUCCUACCGGUGAUAUAACUGAAGAAGUAAACAUGUCAUCUGUUCCCUCUUCAGUCGUUUCUAUCACUUAUAAAACUGAUCAAGACUAUCCGUCUGACAAACCGCUACCGAAACCGAGAACUACAAGUCGACAACAGUUUAAUAUUAAAGAAAUUGAAAAUUUGGACAUAUCGAAUAAGAAUCUGUUGAAACCAGUUUUAUCACAGCUUCAAGAAUCUCAACCUUAUGAACCUACUCAUUUUUCAUCAACGAGCACAUUUUUCUCAAGCAACCACUUUUCUAACGAAGGUCGUAAAGAAAAUACAAUUCCUCUCAGUUCAGUUCAAUUACGUCACAUUCCUUCACCUAAAGAUGAUGUUACACAGACGGCAACCAAGACAACUAGUCGAAAUGUCAAAUUAUCCGAUACAGUCCAUGACAGGUCUAUUCAUAAAACUGGAUCUGAAUGUAUUCGAAUCAUUCGAAAGCAUACAAUCGAUUCUUUUGUCACAGAGAAUGCACAUACCGAUACACAACCAGUUAGAUUUAUUCGUAAACGUGCCUAUGCUUCUGCUCGUCAUCCUGGUCGUUAUGAUCAAGUGAAUUCAUUGACCUCCUCUAAUGCUGCUACUAACGACACUGGUUUGCCUACAACUCCGUUAUCCAGAAGUAAUAAUAGUAAUAGUAAUACCAAUACAUCACCAUGCCAAUUGUUGCCUGCACAGAAAACACCAAUUAGUAGUAGUACUUAUAAUACUGAACCAAAAAUAAUUCACUUACCACGUCGUCGAAGCUCUGGUGGACAAACGUUACAACAGAAAAUUCAUGUAGAUAAAUCACUGAUUCAUAAUGAUAAUUGUCAAGAAUCACAAGCCAAUCGUAAUAUGGAAAUGUCUAGAAAAGUUGUUCCAGAUGAUGUACAUGAAUUGAAUGCCCCACAUUCAUCAACUAAAGAGAACUCGUCUGUUGGUUUCAAUCGCAUAUGUACUGGAAAACCCAUUCAUACUGCUGCCGUUCAAGCUUCCAGUAAAUCCAGUUUAUUAAGUUCACGUCUUUGGGCAUCAUUUGAUCAAGAUCAAAAUGAAUCUGUCUCAGAGUUGUGGACACGCGCAGGGGAAGUUUAUCAUAUGCUUGAAUUGGAAAGUCAGCGUUUAGCCAGUAAGAAAGCAGCAGCAGCUACCGCUAACAUUCGUCGUUAUCCUGGUGGCUUUAAUGACUCUCAUCAGAUGGCUUAUUCUUUCGAUAGCGGUGAAAUAAGUACAAUGAGGAACACAGAGUUUUCUUCACAACUGCCUUCUUAUUCAACUCCUGUAACCAACUGUGCUAACGAUGUGUUGUCAAUAAAAACUGGUCGUUACGGCUCACACUGUACGGAUUGUAAUCAUGAACAUACGAAUCGUAUUGGGACUACUACUAGUACCAUGAAUUCAACAACAAAACGCCUACAGUUUCGUGCCUUGUGCCCUGGUAUUCGAUCACAUCGUUCAGAAUUGAACAUCCUAUGCGAUAUGUCUGGAUCAUUUUUGUCGCGUCAAUGUUUUUGUAAAAUUCUUGCUAUCAAUGGUUCUGAUAACAAAUCCUACGCAUGGAAACCGUACUACAUGUGUGUUUCGGGUUCAGAAGUGAAGUUUAUCAAGGCAUCGUGGGCAUUCUAUGGGGCUGGACGAACAUCGAAAGCUUCGAAAAAUAUCAAUGAUAUCGUCUGUCUGAGGAAUAACAGUAUGAACAGUCUCCUAGAUUGUUUUUCCAAAACGUUAGAUUUAGCUAAAUCAGAGGAUGGAUUGAAUGAUGACUCCAUUUCAUAUCAUUAUCCAUCGAACGCUGAAACUGACUGUUCAUCGAAUACUUCGAAUGCUGGCAAAUCAUGCGUAUCAGUCGGCUCUAGUGCAUCCUGCAUAGUUCUCCCUAUACCUGGUCUUAUAUGGCGCUCAGAACCAUUGCCAACAAAUUUCCCACAUUGGUCACCACUUGGUCCCACUUCAUCAAAUCAGGUAUUAAACUCACGUCCAAAUACUGGUGGGAGUAAUACUUUAAAUCCCGAUUGGAUGGAUCCUCGCGUUUCCGGUUUAUCUCAACCUUCACAACAAAUUUUAUCUGAUUAUCAUGAUUGUUAUAAUUUGCCAAAUACAACAGACUUUCACAAUAAUAUUAUAACAGAUGAUGAGGAUAGUCGAUCGAAGUUCCGUUGUUUUCGUUUCGCACAUAUAACAGCUGGUGUUGAAUUACUGUUUGUAUUUCCUGAUGAUAAUGCAGCUAUUACUUGCUUGAAAAUGUGUCAGCUCUCUGGUGGACGUGACUGUAGUAGCGUUAAACAGCUAGAACCGUUUGAUCGUCAAAAUUCAUACAUGUUUUCUACAUAUCAAAAGAAAUCCUUCAAUCCAUAUGGUUUAAUUUUCUUAAAACCAUCCACUCACAUAUCAUUAUCUGAAAUCCCGGUCAAAUCAAGUCAUUCGCAUAGUUUUUCAAUGAAAGGAAACAAGUAUGGUAUGCCACUUGUAGUUAAUUCUGCUGAUGCUGAUGCUGCUGAUGAUGAUAAUGAUGAUGACGACGAUGACAUAAAAAGAAAUGUUUUUGUUGAACCUGCUGUUUCACGUUCAACACUUGAUAGUCCUUUCAUAAAUACACUUGGACCAUAUUGUCUACCAAAGGAUAAACGUCAUCGGCGUUUCAUUAUCAAUCGUAUACAUAUGAAUCAAGAGUUGAAUCGUGGUAAUAGUGAUGAUGGAACUUCAGUCAAGAAUCCCUGUGUAAAAUCGAAUAAAUAUGAAGAUGGGAAGAAGUUCUGGACACGUCGAGACAAAGAAUAUUUAGAUGCGAUUCGAUCAGACAAUGUCGAGUCAACGUCAAUCUAUGUUGCCAGCGCUAAUAACAAUUACAGGAAUACUACUACUACUGCUGUUAUUAAUAACAACAAUAUUAACUCAGUUGUUCCAUCACACAUAUCUGAAUUAACUACGACUGGCGUUGAUGAUAAAUCACACUCAACCAAUUCGAUUCGUUCCAAUAAAAUUCUACGUGGAUUUAAACAAUGGUUAAAUCGUCCAAUUGGUCUGAAUACUGUUAACUCGAAUAAUUUAUCAACAAACAGUCAUAACAAUAAUAUUAGUGUUAAUACUACAAAUACUGUAAUCAACUUCACUGGUGUUGCUAGCAGUUUUGGCAAUAACAUAAACAAAACUAUCAGUCAUAAUGGUGUAAAUAUUAACAAUAAUCCUAUAGAAUUAUCUUCCACAGAUUUUUCUCAGUCAGAAUCUCCAAAUAAUGAACAUCGACUUGCCUCACUUACGGUUGAUCCUGCAAAUUUGGCUGAUUUAGAUAAUCCUGGUCCGGUAUUUGGGGCUCCUUUGGAAUUACAACUAGAAAGUCCUGAUUACCCAUGUGUCCCUGUUCUAUUACAAGCUAUUGUUGUUGCUUUGGAAAUACAUGGAUUGAAUUUACCCGGAUUGUAUAGAAAACCUGGUAGACAUCGUACUAUUUCACAGUUUGUCUCCUUUGUCAAUAUGCAUCCUGAAGAUGUGGAUUUUAUCUUUGGAUUGGACGCUUGGCGAGAACCGAAUGCGCUAUGUGGUUUAUUUAAACAUUUCCUACGUCGAUUACCGGUUGGAUUAUUUUGUUUAUCCUCUUGGGAACCACUUUUCUGUCUGGUUCCAGAGAUGACAACCUCUUCUGAUGUUCGACAGUUGGCCUAUUUACUUCUCUGUAUACGUGUUCAGUUGAAGAAGAUUGCACUGGAAGCUUUUGGUCUUCCAACAAUGAAUACAAUGCCUGUGGAUGUACAAUAUUGUCUUUCAGUUCCAACAGACGGUUGUGUUAAUCUACGCGGACUGAAUUCAACAAGUGGUGGGGACACGUCUAAACUAUCGAUAUCCCACCAAUAUCCCCUCAAACUCUUUUCCAUUGCAAACAACCAAUUUCCUAUAAUGUCGCUAUCCAAUCAAAAGAUGAUUCUUUUUUAAAUAUGAAAAAGAAUAAGGAUUUUAAUACCUCUAAGAGAUCAUUUUGUGCUUGGCGUUGGGCUACAUUAUGCUAUCUAGUGGAUCAUAUAACACGGGUUGUAGCACAUGUACACCGUAAUGCAGUGACUUAUCAAUGCAUUGCUAUUUGCUUUGGUCCUGUGUUCUUUGGUAAUUCAUCAAAACUACCGAAAUUAAAUGAGGUCCUUGAAUGUCUAUUUCAACAUUGGGACUGGCUUAUAGAAGGUUUACCAAUGAUUACAAAGAACAAUGUAGAACAUGUCGAUAAUGGUACACUUUUGUAUACAAUGAACGAUGAUGAACCAACUUUGUCUGAUGCUAUUACCUAUUUAACAAAUCAGUUUAAUUCAUAUAACAAGUCUUCAUCUUCUGGCUCAGAAAGUAUUGGUCAGCGGCAGGAAUUACUGAAUACAAAUUCAUCUUAUCAGUUAACAAGCAAACCUACUAAUCGUAUGCUUGUUCAACAGUCCUCUCUAUCGGAACAAGAGCAGAUGAAUUGUGAUCUUGACUCAAAUGUAGAGAGAUUCGAUAAUGAGGAUGAAUUGAUUAAUGAAGUUGUCAAACAAGUUAAAGCCUUAUGGUCAGCAGCGUUGGAUAAGGUGAAACAAGCCAACCGACUGCCUGUUUCCAAAGAGAAAUCUUACAUGUAAGUCAACAGACACUUUGGAAAUGCUUACUUAAGAGUAUGUCGUUUAUAGUUCACCUUUUCAUUAAGUAGAUUUCUUGACCACCGAAGACAACAACGAAGAAGCUGGUAAACUGAGUGAUCUCAUGGUCAUCUAGUUAAUUUUAUGGUGUCUUUUCCAUCUUGUUUGAUUGAAAACCAGCCUUGAAAUUCCCUAUAUUUUCCUUAAUAGCUACUGUUAUAUGAGUGUAGCAAAACAUGACUGUUCCCCUUGUGAACUGUUUAGUUAGAUUUCUCAGGUUGUAGAAUAC